This is a messenger RNA of Globicephala melas (long-finned pilot whale), 4238 nucleotides long. RefSeq names its product WD repeat domain 73 (gene WDR73). Gene Ontology annotation, molecular function: protein binding. Gene Ontology annotation, cellular component: cytosol; spindle pole. Gene Ontology annotation, biological process: cytoplasmic microtubule organization. The record is from RefSeq and is a predicted model, not a curated record. Lineage: Eukaryota; Metazoa; Chordata; Mammalia; Artiodactyla; Delphinidae.
UUAAAAGGAGGGAAGGCGCGCGUCAGGGACCUGAGCCGUGGCUAAGUGCACCUGAACUGAGGCGCGGCCGGCACACAGCCAUGACCCUGCGGGCGCGGGGCGCGAGGUGCUCGGCUGCUCGGAGGCCUUCUGCUCUUCGCUCUGCUCGCUGCCGGCGCCGCCCCGUUUAGCUGGGAUCUCCCGGAGCCCCGCAGCCGGGCCAGCAAGAUCCGAGUGCACCCGCGGGGCAAUCUCUGGGCCACCGACACCUCUUGUUCUCCACUUCCUUCUCUGCCGUUCCCGUCCCUCUUCUAAGCAGACAGCACAACUGGCAGAGUUUCUUCCUGGCCCUGGGGCAUCCCACCCUCCUUCCAGCUGUGCCGUCCCCUCCACACCAUCUACCUGCUCAGGAAAAGCUGAGGUCACUUCAUGGGCAAGAAGAGUCUGGAGCCCCCAGCCCAUCCCUAUUGGGGACAGCUCCCCACAUCUCCCUGAGGGACCAGAGACUGCAGCUGAGUCAUGAUCUGCUCAGGAUCCUCCUGCAAAAGAAAGCUCUGGGCAUGAGCCUCAGCGGCCCAGCACCUCACACCCAGGAGAGUUUAUCCGGAGAAUCCCGGACAUAGCUAGCUAAGGGUACCGCAGGUCCGCUGCGGCGCUAAGGGACCUCUAAGGCCCCGCCCCCGCGUCAGACCAGGCCGCGCCCCACUCCUCGCGAGAGGGCCGCUCUUGCCCAGGAAGGUUCAGAGGCGGAAGUGGAGUACCGGAAGCGACAGUUGCCAUGGAGCCCGCGGAGGACUGGCUGGUGGAAUCCUUGCGCUUGUACCAGGAUUUCCAUGCAUUCGACCUCUCGGGAGCCACUCGAGUCCUUGAAUGGAUUGGUGACAAAGGAAUCUUGGUUGCUGGCUAUGAAAGCCUGAAAAAAAAUGAGAUUCUUCAUCUGAUAUUACCUCUCAGACUUUCUGUAAAAGAAAACCAGGGCUUAUUCCCUGAAAGAGAUUUCAAGGUACGCCAUGGAGGAUUUUCAGACAGGUCUGUCUUUGAUCUGAAGUAUGUGCCAGAUACCAGGUUGCUGGUGACCAGUGGCCUUCCCGGUUGUUACCUACAGGUGUGGCAGGUUGCAGAGGACAGCGAUGUCAUUAAGGCCGUCAGCACCAUUGAUGUGCACGAGAAGGAGGGGCGUCUCUGGCCCAGGAUGGCCAUCUUCUCGUCGGCGGCGCCCGGAGUCCUCCACGGGGCCAGGCUCAGCAGUCUGAAGGUGGUGGAUCUGGAAUCACAGAAGACCACCUACAGCUCAGGUGUCAGUGACGACGAGUUGCUGAGUAGCCUGCAGGUCCUGGACGCAGACACCUUUGCCUUCUGCUGCACCUCGGGCCGCCUGGGGCUUGUCGACACCCGCCAGAAGUGGACCCCGUCAGAGAACCUCAGGCCCGGCUCUGGGUCCGCUGGAGGGAGGUGGUGUGCAGAAGCUGGGGGCCGGGGCCCUGGGCCCAGCAUUGCCAGCCUUGGCUCGGACGGGCAGCUCUGUCUUCUUGACCCCCGGGAUCUCUGCCAGCCGGUGAGCUUGGUCCAGUGCCCAGUGUCCAUGCCUAGCCCUGACCCAGAGCUGCUGCGAGUGACUUGGGCUCCAGGCCUGGACAACUGCUUGGCCAUUUCAGGUUUUGAUGGGACGGUCCAGGUCUAUGACGUCACGUCUUGGGGUGGAAGGGGGCGCCAAGUAGAACCUCUCUUCACUCACAAAGGUCACAUCUUCCUAGACGGCAAUGGGAUGGACACUGCUCCACUGGUCACCACCCACACCUGGCACCCCUGCAAACCGAGGACUUUGUUGUCUGCAGCAAGUGAUGCCUCUCUGCACGUAUGGGACUGGGUGGACCUCCAUGCUGCCCGCUGACUCCAGCAUCUUUCCGCCCAGGCCCUAGGAAGCUGCUGUGUAGCAAGGAUAUUGAUUCAAGAUUCAAGUGACCACAGAGCCCUGUUACCAGCUGAGUGGCUGUGGGCAAGUUAACCAGCCCCUCAGUCCCAGUUUCUUUAUUUGUAGAAUGAGACUGGUAAUAACUACCUGGUAGGACCGUUGGGAAAGUUAGAAGUAACAUAUUUAAAACUAACUGGUAAGGGGACUUCCCUGGUGGCACAGUGGUUAAGACUCCGCGCUCCCAAUGCAGGGGGCCCGGGUUCAAUCCCUGGUCAGGGAACUAGAUUCCACAUGCAUGCUGCAACUAAGAGUUCGCAUGCCACAACUAAGGAGCCUGCCUGCCGCAACUAAGGAGCCCAUGUGCUGCAACUAAGGCUCCUGCGAGCCACAACUAAGGAGCCCACCUGCUGCAACUAAGACCCAGCACAACCAAAUAAAUAAUAAAAAAUAAUAAUAAUAACUGGUAGGAUUCAUGGCACAAUAAAGAUUUCGUAGCUACUCUUAGAUCUGGGAGCCCCAUUUCCCCCAAGUGUAAAAUGGCAGCAUUUUACCCCUGUCUGCAUUCACAACAUCAUGGAAUCUGAAGAGCCAACGAAUGUAAACAGGUUCUGUGAACUUUUCUACAGAAGUGAAAAUGUAUAGUGACAGAUAAUCAUGAAAAAAGUCAACCCCAGUAGCAAUUAAGGAAAUAGCAAUUAAAAUAAGGUUAUGCCAUUUUUAUUUACUAAAUUGCCAAAUUUUAAAACAUUUUUGCCUUGAACAGCUGUUAGAGGUUACAUGGUACACAAUUCAGAAGGUACAGAGGAGCAUCUUAGUUCUUUGGGGGCAGCUGUUUUUAAAGGUGGUAACAGCCAGGGUGGGGAGCUAGGCAUUCUCAUCAGUACCACCUGCAGCUGGCAUUCAGGCAGAGACUGGCCACCCUCCUCUUGGGCGGUUCUCACUGGAACACGGCCUUCACCAGGGUGAUGCUUUCCAACCCCUGCCCCCCAGGGGAGUAGGCCCAAAGGACAUUUCUUUUUGGUGGCCCGUAGCAAAUAUGAAAGUGUACCUGCAUGUGAUUCCUCACUGUCACAUUUGUUAAAGGAUUUUCAGCAAUUUUCUUGUUGAAAUUAUGUGAUUACUAGUCAGUUUGGGCUCUGAUUUUUUUUUUAAAGUAGCUUUAUUGAGACAUAAUUCACAUACCAUACAAUUCAACCAUUUAAAAUGUACAAUUUAAUGGGUUUUGGUAUACUACUUUAUUAGUUUUUAAAGAUUAUGGUAAAAUAUAUCUAACAAUUUGCCAUUUUCCCCAUUUUUAAGUGUACAACUCAGUGGCAUUAAUUACAUUCACAAUGUUGCAUGACCAGCACCACUAUUUGUUUCCAAAACUUUUCAUCACCCCAAACAAACUGACUAUUGUGGGCUCUGGUUUUUUGGCUCUCAGCUGGGCUCCUAUAACAAAAUGCCACAGACUGGGGUCUAAAACAACAGAGAUUUCCUUCUCACAGUUCUGGAGGCUGGGAAGUCCAAUAUCAAGGUGCGGGCUAGGUGGGUUUCAUCCUGAGGCCUCUUCUCUUAGCUUGUAGGUGGCCACCAUCUUGCUGUGUGCUCACAUGACCUCUUCUCUGUGCUCCUGCAGAGAAAGCCCUGGUCUCUGUUCCUCUUCUUAUGACACCAGUCCUUUCAGAUUAGAGCCUCACCCUUAUGACAUCACUUAACCUUAAUUACCUCUUAAAAGCUCUAUCUCCAAAUACAGUUACAUUGGGGGUUAUGGGGGUGGGAGGGGGUAUAAUUUGACCCAUAGCAUUUAGGAAUUAUUUUGAAGUAAGAAAAACCUAAUAAUUUUUCCAAUGAAAUGAUUUUUUUAAUUAAUUUAACAAAUGUAAUGAAUGAGCAUUACAUUUUUUUUUUUUUUUUUCUGUAUGCGGGCCUCUCACUGUUGUGGCCUCUCCCGUUGCGGAGCACAGGCUCCGGACGCACAGGCUCAGCAGCCAUGGCUCACGGGCCCAGCCGCUCCGCGGCAUGUGGGAUCUUCCCGGACUGGGGCACGAACCCGUGUUUCCUGCAUCGGCAGGCGGACUCUCAACCACUGCGCCACCAGGGAAGCCCGAGCAUUACAUUUUGGAGAGAUGUAAUUAAACAAUUUCAGACUCAAGAUGUGAUCCUUCUUACCAUCGUCUGGAGUCUUCUCUCUAAUCCUUUUCUUCCCCUCCAUUGCCCCAUGAGAACUGAUUCUAUAGAUUCAUUUCCAGAAAAAGGUAAUUUCUUCUUUGCUGUGCGCCAUUUCGGCUUAAGCUUAACAGGAACGCUCUGCUUUCAGAUAGAAGAGGAAACCUAUAUGACAAAUCAGGGAUUUUUUUUUUUUCAA